This is a messenger RNA of Capsicum annuum, 1061 nucleotides long. RefSeq names its product protein At-4/1. Lineage: Eukaryota; Viridiplantae; Streptophyta; Magnoliopsida; Solanales; Solanaceae. Bases 109 to 843 code for a protein of 244 amino acids. The record is from RefSeq and is a predicted model, not a curated record. The transcript has 8 exons.
UAGUUGAUUUAUAGGUUGGGUAUAUUUGUCCCAUUUCAGUUUCCCAAAACAUAUAUCAACCGCCAUUUCAAUUGCCCAAAAAUCAAAAACAGUAAAAUAGCCUCAGCAAUGGCGGACGAAGUUACGGAGUCAUUGCUUUCGAGUUUCGACCAAAUAUAUGACGAAUAUAAGAAGAGAAUUAUGGAGCUUCAGACCUUACAAGCGGAAUACAUUACUGAGAGCUCGAAACGACAAGCUCUUGAAUUCACCAUACAAAGCCUACAAUCUGAAAAUGAUCGAUUGAGAAAGCUCUACACUGAAUCACUCAACAAAUUUUCUGAUAAGAUUGAAACCCACUCAAGUUGCCAGAGGUUGAAGGAGGAACUGAAGAGAGUUCGUCAUGAGUUUUUCCAGAAAGAAAAUGAAUACCGAAGAACUAUAGAAUCACUUAAAAGGGAUCAUGCAGAGAGAAUUCAAGAUUUGGAAUCUCAGAUCAGGAAAUACCAAACUGAGGAGGCUGUUAACGAAACAACCAUAAAUCAGCUUCACAGAGAUUUAACUGAGCACAGGAGCCAAGUAGACGCUCUUAGAAAAAACUUGGGUCAAGUGUCUGCUGAUGUAGACUCCAGAUAUCAUUAUGAGAUUCAAGAUUUGAAGGACUGUCUCCUGGUUGAACAAGAAGAGAAAAAUGAGUUGAAUAAGAAGCUCCAGGAUAUGGAAAAAGAAUUGUUUGUAAGCAGAACUAAACUGGUUGUGUACCAACAAGAUUCGACUUCAAGUCAACAUAUGCAUACACUAAAGCAGAAGAUAAUGAAAUUGAGGAAGGAGAACGAGCUUCUCAAAAGGCAAAUAGUUGAAAGGUAGUGCUAGUUGAUGUAUUCACAUUUUUAAGUUUUUGUUUUUUGGUCUGAAUAGAUGGCAAGUCUCAGAUGUCAUGCUAUUGACUGAACUGAGAACACCGAGUCAGUAAGCUUUUCUUGUAAAUCCUUGUAGUUCCAAAUUCUUGAUAGUGUAUGUAAACAUUCCAGAUAUUAGAAAUCUUCAAUUUGAAUAAAGGAAAAAAAAUCCUAAAUUAUGUUUCA